CUUGAUUGAAGAAUGAUGAUGAUUACUGACAGUUGUCAAAGUUAUUUUGGAAAUUUUAUUUGCACGUUCGAAAUCUUCGAUUCACCGCAAGCUCCCGCAUGUAGUUAUUCCUUUUUCACCCAGCUGCAAUUGUGCGACGAUGGGUGUUCGCGGUUUAACGACGUACAUUGCCGCCAAUGCUCAACGUUUUCUGCAUCCAUACGAACUACAUGACACGGAUUUGGUAAUCGAUGGGGACAAUCUGUGCAUCCAGUUAUAUCUGCACUCGAUGCAGGGGAUGAGCGCUUUUGGAGGUAACUACGAUCACUAUUUUCGGACGGUGGUUGAAUUCUUUGCGGUGCUCCGAAUCUGUAACAUCCAGCCAUGGGUUCUGUUGGACGGUGGCUACGAACAGUGCAAGCUGAAGACAGUUCGUAGUCGUAUGUUAGGGAGGAUUCAGAUCGUCAAACAUGAAAGACCCAGGUCGUCUAAAAUGGUAAUUCCGCUGCUACUUCGGGAGGUGUUCAUAGAUGCGAUGAGGGCAGCCAAAGUUUCCUUCAUGCGGUGCUUGUUCGAGGCGGAUAAUGAAGUGGCUAUAUUGGCCCGGAAGCUGGAUUGCCCCGUAUUGAGUUAUGAUAGUGAUUUUUAUAUCCACAAUGUCAAGUACAUACCAUAUGUUACGCUAAGCCAUAGGAUCUACCGUAAGGUCAUCGAAAACGAUGAAAAAUAUGAAAUACAAUGGAUUAGACGAUUACGUGGGAAAAAUGCAAAGAAGCGUGUGUUGGCAAGCACAGAAGAAGGUCCAAUCGAAGCAGCUAAGGCGCAAUAUUCUUAUUCUUACCUGGACUGCUCGAUGUACACGAUCGAAAACCUUAUUGGAGUGGAGCAGGAAUUGAAAUCGGAAAUGCUUCCCCUGUUUGCUGCCUUGCUGGGUAACGACUACAUCAGUCGCAGCAUAUUACGCAAGUUCUACGCUUCAAUGAAGGUUGGCAAGGUCAGCCGAAAGGUGGCAGUUCACCAGCGGAGAAUUGUUGCGAUUCUGAAGUGGUUAAAACAUCAUACAGUAAAGUCCGCUACAACGACGAUCCUUAAUCAGGUGCAGGAGAAGCACCGUGGCGCGCUGAUGCGUCAACUGGAGGGUGCAAUGUACGGAUAUAAUUGUGAAGAAUGCAUUUCGUACGAGUACUUUGGGUUCGUGGAGGAAAGCAAUGAAAAGGUGGAAAAUGGAGCGGAUAAAUUUCUAGAGUACUUAGCAGAAAAAGACGACGAGGAAUCUGCUACAAAGGAAUUGGAGGACUUGAAUGAUGAGGCCACUGAAGAAGGUGAUAGUGAAAGCGAGGCCGCAGAAGAAGAACUCUCAGAGGACGACGAACCUAGUGAAAAAGAAAACGAUGAUGACUCUUCUGUAGUAGAUCGCAGUUUCAACUGGGAACCUUGGCUGUUGAAAAUCUAUCAUGCAGCGCUCACACCGCGAUUUGUCGUAGAUUUGUACCAUUCGAAUCUGUACAUCAACUAUCCGCAGAUGGAGAACAUCAAUCAACCGGAUAGCAAUGAGCUAUGCUACGACUUGUUGCGAUAUAUUUUCGCUUUACUGAAAAUUUCUCAGAAGGCUUCCAGCUUUCGUUAUCUUACAAGGUGCGAAAGAGUGGCCCAGUUUCGAUGGUUAAAGUUUGAAAAUGUUAAAUUUCCGGAGGAUGUAAAUUUUAACCCAAACAAGCCGAAAAAUCUGCCUCUCCUGAAAGUUGCAUUCCGAGAUUUCGUCAACUGUAACGACUUAUUUAUAGAAGUUACUUCACUUCCUAACAAUAUGCAAUUAUAUUUCCUCAGUUUAGUGUACUGGGCAACAAAAGAAAAGGCUGUUACUGCAAUCCACCUGCACGCACUGAUCAUUUCCCUAAUUCAGUUGCAAGUAUUGGACAAACGUCUCCCGAACAAAUCACGUGAUGUCACACUUUUCCAAAAGAAUCAAAAAGUCUUCCUCGAAAGCCAACGGCAAUCGUUCAAAAAAACAAACCCUCCUAGUGUAGACCAACCAUCUAAAACACAAUUCAAAAUGCUGUCAGGUUUAAUAACCAAACCAGAGGCCAUAUUAACUUACGAGUACAUGGUGCCACAUUUUUCGAUCAACGACCGUCAUCUGCGGAAGCAUGCUGAACUGGAUCGGCCCACUGUACACGUCUUUGCUCAACUGCAAGCCGUCGUUUUGAAUCUAUUCACCCUGAAUGCCCUGUUGGGUGCCCCAUUGGAGCCGAUUCGUAUACACGAACACUACAACGGGCUGUUCGUUCACAAUCUCUUCCAAACACUGAGAUUGCGAAAGGACCCCCUGGAGUACAUCAAGGGAACGGUGUAUCGCUACUCGGGGGCGUCGUUCGAAAUCCACCGAAUGUUGUACGGUUGGUUGGUGAAAUUUGUGCCGCAAUUGGAAGACCACCUACCUAUGGUGGCCAUUCAACAGAAUCCGAAACGAUCGUUGCAACGGAAGAAGAAACAACCGAAGCAGGUGGUUGUUAAUGACUGUUUGGAGGAUGCAGAACCAGAUGACGUUAAGAACGAUGAUGAACAGGUCAAGUAUAACGAUGUGAAUAAUCUGUUUAGUCAGUUGUUGUUGAACGAUCAGUGAAACAGUUUAAGACAAAUAUAAUCACGAUGACCCAAACCUGAGUAGUCAUAAA
This is a messenger RNA of Armigeres subalbatus, 2654 nucleotides long. It is a transcript of the gene ast, whose product is annotated as protein asteroid. Gene Ontology annotation, molecular function: nuclease activity. NCBI's taxonomy places the organism in Eukaryota, Metazoa, Arthropoda, Insecta, Diptera, Culicidae. The coding region runs from base 140 to 2602 and encodes 820 amino acids. The record is from RefSeq and is a predicted model, not a curated record. The transcript has 3 exons.